CCGCUAGCGAGGCAGCUUAGCAGGACGACAGGCCAUGUUUGUUUCACACAGCUAAAAAUGGGCUAGGACUAUAGCAUGAUAAGCACCGCUUAUAGCAACGCGGUGCUCGUGUCAAUUAAUUCGGAUGAUUUCAAGAUUAGCACAUAGCCACAAAAGACGUUGAGCACAUACUUAUUUUGUUUUUAAUUCGACGCCACAAAACAAAAACGCGUUAUGUAAGAAGGGGGGCGCCUUCCCGGGCUUUCGCGAAUAGCGUACAUCUGAGAUUAGCCCUUAACUCGAGCAGUUUGCCUUAUGUCAUGAUAAUCUUGCGUUUUUAGAGCUAUGGCAGCAGAGCUUCGCAGCGAGCAAUCAAACUAACCUAUUAUUAUGACCUGGUUUAUUUGCGUUUCCUCACGUUGCGUAUUGUAUCUGCGUGAGGGGCGGAAGCUAGUCGCGGCGGCCAUUUUACAGCUAGUUAGCUGUUCCAACCUCCGGCGGACAAGAUGCCCACCGUUAAACUCGUUGUAUUUUCUUGUAGCUGUAGUCUCUACGUGACUGUACGGCACUAAAAAGUCAGGCAGGACUGCUCCUGACUCAAUAACUGAGUGAGCCUGCGGCAGGCAACCCUUCAAGUUUCUUUGCAAGAAAGCGGUGCUCGUAGAGCAACGCUAAGUUUUACUUAACCGGGAAGACGGAAGUCGUCAGGCUGGAGUGCGUCCUGAUGGCCGAGUCAGAGACUGACUGUGACACACCAGGUCUCGAUACAUUGGGAUCUGAGUGUGUCAUAGCCCAUACUCAAGUUGGUGACUUGCAUUAUGGAGCGGAGACUGAGAUUAUGACUCAAGAGGACAAAAGGCUUGACCUGGAGGCCAUUCAUGGUGAUUUAGGGGCAGUGACCUGCGUGGAUGUGGUAACAGAGACGGACCAUGACUAUAUUAAAUCUGAAAUACACCACGAUCAUCAUCAGUAUUUCAGCAGUGCAGAAAUAAAAGGCAAUGAGCAUUUGCUCGGUGAGGUGCUGUUAAAGACAGAGAUGGGUGGUGGAGAACAUAUUGUAAAGGUGGAGUCUGACCAUGGAGGUGAGCUUACGGUGGAGUCAGAGAAUGGCGUUAUCAUCCACGAAGCCCAUGGCCUGCAAUGCAGUGAGUGUGGUGAGAUUUUUGACUGUAUGUCUGAUCUGCACGAACACUUUGAAAUCCACAAAGCCACUCACCCCUACAUUUGCGUCCACUGUGGUGAGAGCUUUGCUAUUGAAGCCAGCCUAAGAAGUCACAUGAGGAUUCACAUGAAAGAGAAAAGUUACACCACUGGUCUUGAGAUGGUUGGUAAAGGAGUCAUUGAUGCAUUCAACUUGAAACCGCACCAGAUGAUGCACUCUCCUGAAAAGCCGCACAGAUGUUCGGAGUGUGGUAAAAGCUUCGCUGCCGCCAUCACUCUCCGGGAGCACAUGAAAAUGCAUUCAGAUGACAAACCCUACAAAUGCACCCAAUGCCGAAAAAGCUUUGUGCGCAGACGCCAUCUCAAAAAACAUCAGGAGCUGCAUGCCCACGACAAGCCAUUUACAUGUCUUCAGUGCGGGAAAGGCUUUACGACGGCUUCCAAUCUUAAACAGCACCAGAAGACUCAUGCUGGUGAAAAGCCGCACAGAUGCACCCAGUGUGGAAAGUGUUUUGCCGCCGCGGCCACGUUGAGGGAGCAUCAGAGAAUCCACUCAGGAGAGAAGCCCUACAAGUGCACCCAGUGUCGAAAGAGCUUUGUCAGGAAACGUCACCUCAAGAAGCAUCAGCUGGUCCAUCAGGGUGGAAAGCCCUACCGGUGUUCUCAGUGCGACAAGGGUUUCAACCAUUCCUCUUCAUUGUCACGGCACCACAAGGUCCACUUGGAGGCCAAAAUGUAUGCCCAGGGCGAUAAGGAUUUCCCCUUUGAUACUUCGAUGAAGAGGGGAAUGCAUGCAGGUGAAAAGCCAUACAGCUGCAACCAUUGUGAGAAGAGCUUCAAUCACUCAUCAUCACUAUCCAGGCAUCAGAGAACUCAUUCUGAUGGAAAGUCCUACACCUGUGCUCAAUGUGGGAAGAGGUUCAAUCAUCCCUCAUCUCUCGCAAGGCACCAGCGGGUUCAUUUGGAGGAUAAGUCGACUUACAGUGCUAUUGCUACAGGAAAGGGAUUCCCCCACACUACCAUCUUGAAACAGAGAAUUCUUCAGAGUGAGAAACCAUAUAGGUGCGCUCAGUGUGGAAAGGGUUUCAAUCAUUCAUCCUCUCUGUCUAGGCAUCACAGAAUUCACAUUGACCAAUAAUCUUGUUUCCCUUUCCACCACAAGUGGUGUGCUACCAUUCAUCCAAUGAUUCAGGCCAGCUUGUAAUGUUAAAGGGUUUGGCUAAAGAUGCAAGAAAAUCCAGAAAGUCAGUGUGGGCCUGCUCUAAGGGAACUUGUUCUAAAAUCAAGUCCUUUGACUUUUUAAAGAGGAAUAAAUUAGAAUUUGGUAUGAUUGACACUGAAAUCCCCUGUGUAAUGUGCACAUGACUAGAUACAUAUGUAAUUCUGGAACUUGGUGUUUGAUUAAAACCAUAGACAAAACAUA
Molecule: messenger RNA, 2563 nt
Organism: Rhinichthys klamathensis goyatoka
Lineage: Eukaryota; Metazoa; Chordata; Actinopteri; Cypriniformes; Leuciscidae
Exons: 2
Coding region: 704-2278 (524 amino acids)
Biological process (GO): regulation of DNA-templated transcription
Molecular function (GO): DNA-binding transcription factor activity, RNA polymerase II-specific; RNA polymerase II cis-regulatory region sequence-specific DNA binding
Source: RefSeq, a predicted model, not a curated record